Molecule: messenger RNA, 788 nt
Organism: Staurois parvus
Lineage: Eukaryota; Metazoa; Chordata; Amphibia; Anura; Ranidae
Source: the annotation of a GenBank genome assembly
ACUCCACCCACCCCUGAUAUGUCCGUUUUUGGUGGACUAACCUCUACCUUUGUUUUCUCUUCAGAGGGCCGUGUGAAGGACGUCUCCAGUAAUCGCCCCAAACUGGGGGCGCUGCACACAGCCACAGAUGUGAAGAAAUGGAUCCCCAGCAUCAAGAAUGAGAUCGAAUAUUAUUUAGAGCAAUCUCAGCUGAGUCACUAUUCAGAAAGAAAGAUUGAAGAAUUCGAGGGGAAAAUUGAGGUCCUAAAGAAAGAGUAUCAGAGUUACUGUGGAAGCUGCGCAGGUUGGACCCGUCCUGCAAGGAGCACCCGUGGAAACCCCGAGGGUACACCAGGAAAAGGACGGCGCAUGGCAAAGUACCGUCAUGGGUAGAAACAGAUGAAGCGAAUUGUGGAAAAAUCCUGUGCACACCCGUUCUCUCCAAGAAAGCAAAGGAGGAACACGAAAGUGACUCGGAGGAGGAACCGUCACAGGAAAGACUCGAUACACAGCCGCCACCACCUCCUGCCCCGGCCUGUAUCGAUCCACAAGUCCAAGAUGCACCUCUUGUCUUCAACAAUGCCAAAUCUCAGCCAAGAGACGUCUGGGGGAGAUCGACUUAUAAUACUGGCGGGGGGGAGACGGCAAAGACACUCAAAGAUAUUUUGCUGUCAGGCUGUCCGCAGAAAAAUGUCAUCAGUUCCGGAAACAAGAUGGAGGAGACAGCAGGAGGAGAACCGCGCACUGCUGGGAGGAGCAAGGGGAUUUUAGGGUUAGACUGUUAUUCAUCGUCCGAUGAGGAAAGCUAA